GUGUUUGCAAGAUCUUCACAUCCCCUGAAGAGGCCAGCCACAGAUGCAGAUUUUCUAUUUUGUACAUACAUUGAUUUGUAUAUACUGUAUAUGAUGACUUCGGUGGGCAGUGAACGUACUCGGGGCACGCGAGACAAAGCACAGAUUUCAACCACGCAGCCAGCACAGCCACAGAAACAAGUAGUACAGGCAACAGCGGAACAAAUUCGUCUCGCCCAGAUGAUCUACGAUAAAAACGACGCCGACUUUGAGGAUAAAGUGAAACAGUGGGAUCUGCUCACAUUUCCCUGUUUAAACGCAAAGAGGAGCCCCGCUGUCUGCCACACGGCCGCGCUCAUGGCUGCCUGCCCCCACCCACUUAAAAGUCAAGAUAUAACCAGUGGAUUUGGCCGAAACAGAAGAGGAGCGGGGAGGUUUUCAGGCCAAGCCAUGGGGACAUUUAACCCUGCAGAUUAUACGGAAUCUCCUGCCACGGAUGGCUUUGGGAAAAAGCAAGAGUCUUGGGAAGCUGGGCAGAAUGACACUGAUCAUUGCACAGGAGCAUGGAAGAACUCAGUCGAGGAGUGGACUGCCGAAGACUGGAAUGAAGAUCUUUCAGAAACAAAGGUCUUCACUGCUUCGUCUGUUCCAACUGAGAACCACGUGACGACAGGUCAAAGCAUCGCAUUUCCUGCGUCACUACUUCAGAAUCCCGGGACUUCCAUUCAAGAAACAGAGUCCUGCAGCCAGCAGCCGGGCAAGCUCAGAGCCACGGAUUUUCCAGCACAACCCUCCACUUCUUUAGGAGCCCUCCACCUUCCUUUUGCUGGUAACUCCUUUCCUCCCCAAAGCCUGUCUUCGGUCCUCUGUUCCGGAUUUGCAGAGUUUGGCUCUUCUAAACUGGCCGCCACUGCUGGGACUCAGUUUCUCGACCAGCUGAAAUCCUCGUCUUUGGGUCAGUUCACUUCACAGGGUUCUUCCAGCACAAACGCCGCCUCUGUUCCUGCAACCACCACAUCGUCGUGGGAUGUAAAGCCUUCUGUCUCCCAGCCUUCUCUCCUCAGUCAGUUUGAUUUCAAAUCCCAGCCAGAGCCGUCCCCGGUCCUGAGCCAGUUAUCCCAGCGGCAGCAGCAGCAAACUCAAGCUGUCGCCACCCCGCCUCCCGGGCUGGAAUCCUUCGCCCCACAGGUAAAAGGCCGAGAGCCGUCUCCCGUCGACAGCCCCACUGUGGUCGGCAAGUUGCUGCACAUGUCCACUCUGUCUACGGAUAGCCAGAUGUUGCCUGCCCUCCAGAUGCCGCAGAAACAGAUUAAGCCAGCAAAACGGAAGGUCCCUCCAGUUUCCAAGAUCCCGUCCUCUGCCGUGGAGAUGCCUGGAUCCACUGACGUGUCCGGGUUAAACGUGCAGUUCGGAGCUCUUGAGUUUGGAUUGGAGACGCCCCUCUCAGAGUUUGAAUCUGCUUCAGGCUAUGAAAAUGCCAGCCAGGCGCCCAACAGCAUACUCUACCCAAAGCCUGUAAUCGAUCCUUUGAAUACCUCUUUGCCAAUGUCCAAUACCGUGCAGGAGCCCACCUACAGCGCCCCUCCCGUCACCUCCAGCAGCCUGGGCUGCUCUUCCCAGAGCACGAGUCCCGUAACAACCACCUCGUCCUACGACCAGGCCUCUCUGCACAGCAGGAUAACGUACCAAAGUUCCAUGCCUCCGUCGGAAGCAGCCCCACCUGCCGUCAUGAAUGGACAUGGCAGUGUUCGAACGCAGCCAACCCUUGACAGCCCUGCAUCAGUUCCAGCAUCAAAGCCGGAGACCUCUCUUCCCUCGCUACCUGCCAAAGGGUCCUCUCUGCCUAGCACCGUGGCCACCACCACUUCACUGCUGCCUUCGGGGCCACUCCAGACAGCAUCGCUCCCCAGUUUGCCGCAGUCCAGUGAACUGGCCAGCAGAUCGCUCUCCCAGUUAAGCAGUUCUCUCUCCAACCAUCAGAGCAGCCUCUCUUCCGUCUCAGCACUUUCGUCCGCCGCGUUGCACACGCACACUAGCGUUGAGAACUCCACCGCGCUCCAUCCUCCCGCAGCCUCUUCCGUCGCUUCGACCUCGGCCGUUAGCACCACCUCUGCGGUCUCCAGCAUGGCCGGCGCUACCAACAGCCUUGGUCUGAACGUGGCCAGCAUCUCUCUGCCGGCCCCCACCACACAGGCUGCUCCCUUAGUGUCUUCAGGCAAAGCGCCCCCCAACCUGCCCCAAGGUGUACCACCCUUGUUACAUAACCAGUACAUUGUGGGACCUGGAGGACUUCUACCUGCCUACCCAAUCUACGGUUAUGAUGACCUCCAGAUGUUGCAGUCCAGGCUGCCGGUGGAUUACUACGGAAUUACAUUCCUGCUCAUAGCGAUUGGCCGAACUGAGAGGGAAUACUCGCCAGCGAAACCCAUACUCAGGCCCAGGAGGGACGGUCGGCGCCAAAGGCAUUCUAUGCCUUUCCUGAAGCUCUACUGGCCCCAGCACAACAGAGACCAGGCGCCCAGACUCACCACACGGCUCAAGCAUUCGCUGCCUGAAUCAGCUGCCCCUGGAGUACAGCUACGGGAAACCGUAUUCGCCCGGCGUGCCAAGGGGUCUGGCCUAGCCCUUCAGUAUGGGCCCACCAUGUUUGUCCCUCCUGCGUCGGCAAAGCAGCACGGCGUCAGCUUAAAUGCUGCCUCUACGCCCUUCCAGCAGGCAAGCGGCUACGGUCAGCACGGCUAUGGCACAGGCUACGAUGACCUAACGCAGGGAACAGCUGCCGGAGACUACGGCAAGGGAGGCUAUUCCGGGUCAUUGCAAGCACAAAACAAGUCCUCUGGCAGCGGACCAGGGAAAGGUGUUUCUGUGACCUCAAGUAACACAGGUGUGCCUGACAUCAGUGGCUCGGUCUAUAACAAGACUCAGACUUUUGACAAGCAGGGAUUCCACACUGGGACGCCGCCCCCCUUCAACCUGCCUUCAGCCCUGGGCUCCGCAGGGCCCCUGAACCCUGGUGCUGCCGCUGGCUACGCCCCGGCCCCCUUCCUGCACAUCUUGCCUGCCCACCAGCAGCCUCAUUCGCAGCUGCUGCACCAUCACCUUCAACAGGAGGGGCAGGGCGGGUCUGGUCAGCGCAGCCAGCCGACUCUCCUGCAGCAGAAGCCGCAGGCCUCCAAAACUGCCUAUGGAGCGUCCCCGUACUGGACAAACUGACCCUGGUCAGGGAAGGACGGAGGGAGAGGGAAGAUGGAGUGUAGCAGCCGACUCCCCUCACCUGUGCCGGAGGAUGCCGUGGGGGCUGGGGGGGUCACGGGAGCCCAGGCAGGGGGAGGGGGCAGGGCAGCCACCCCUCCUGGUUUGUGUGGGAGGAGACUCCUUCCCGGCGUCCUCUGCGAUUUGCUGUUGUAUGUAAUAUAUUUAAUGUAUGUAUUUGUAAAUGUAAUAGAGCCAAAUGGUGGUUUCUGCA
Messenger RNA from Sphaerodactylus townsendi, 3445 nucleotides. It is a transcript of the gene UBAP2, whose product is annotated as ubiquitin associated protein 2. The transcript is spliced from 27 exons. Bases 91 to 3192 code for a protein of 1033 amino acids. Gene Ontology annotation, cellular component: nucleus; cytoplasm. The record is from RefSeq and is a predicted model, not a curated record. Gene Ontology annotation, molecular function: protein binding. Lineage: Eukaryota; Metazoa; Chordata; Lepidosauria; Squamata; Sphaerodactylidae.